Molecule: messenger RNA, 1209 nt
Organism: Ochlerotatus camptorhynchus
Lineage: Eukaryota; Metazoa; Arthropoda; Insecta; Diptera; Culicidae
Product: histone H2A-like
Exons: 1
Coding region: 459-926 (155 amino acids)
Biological process (GO): heterochromatin formation
Cellular component (GO): nucleosome; chromatin
Molecular function (GO): protein heterodimerization activity; structural constituent of chromatin; DNA binding
Source: RefSeq, a predicted model, not a curated record
AUCAACCGAAUAAUAUAUUUGAAUCUAUGCCAAAAAUAUAUUAGGCCCUGAGCCAAAAAUAUAUCCAUUUGAAUUUAAGAAUCAUUUCUCUGCGUGUAAGUAACAUCGAAAACUAUUUUGAUCGGAAGGUGAUUACGUCAAAAAGCAAUUUGACUGGUAAAUACAUUUAAAAAUGGAAUGUGAUCCUAUAUUCGGACAGUAUAUAGUGUAAUAGCAGGAGCAUCGAUUGACACUGAUAGCUCGACUUUGUUUACCUUUGUUACAUUCGACGUAAUGAAAAUUUGCUCUUGAUAUCUGGGUUAGUAUCUGGCAAGACGAUUGAAAAUCUGGAAAAUCAAAUAAAUCAGGAAUACUGGCAACGCUGUCUCGUUUUAUGCCCGUAGAGACAACCGACACUCAUCCCAUUUUGAGUAUUUUGCUACCCACAGUAUUUAUUGUACCGUCCCUGUAUUCAUAAUAUGCUACUCGACGCAGGUAUAAAACCACCCUCGACGGUCGAAAUGUCAUCAUUACAGUUUCAGCAUCGAACUGUUCGUGUCGUUCGUUGCAUUAUGUCUGGACGUGGAAAAGGAGGCAAAGUCAAGGGAAAGACAAAGUCCCGUUCGAGCCGCGCUGGAUUGCAGUUUCCAGUCGGUCGUAUUCACCGUCUACUCCGAAAGGGCAACUAUUCCGAGCGUGUUGGAGCCGGUGCUCCCGUCUACCUGGCUGCCGUAAUGGAGUAUCUGGCCGCUGAAGUUCUCGAGUUGGCAGGAAAUGCCGCUCGUGACAACAAGAAAACCCGAAUUAUCCCACGUCACCUGCAGUUGGCCAUCCGCAACGACGAAGAGCUGAACAAACUUCUUUCCGGAGUGACCAUCGCUCAGGGUGGUGUCUUACCAAACAUCCAGGCCGUCCUGUUGCCCAAGAAGACCGAAAAGAAGGCCUAAAUUCGAUCCAAGUUCCUACCCUUUAACAAAAUCCGUCCUUUUCAGGACGACCAAUUUGAUGGUAAAGAGUUUCGUUUUCAAAACAGUUUCCUUCGUGGUGCGCAAGGAGUGAUAAAAUGAAUCCAUUAAAAACAUGGUUGAAUCUUUCUGUCAUGCUCUCCCUAGUUAAUUGAUAUCCUCAUCGAGUAGGUUCGAUGAUGGUUGAUGGGCCCAAUCUUAGAUCCAUUUCCCCUACCUUGCAGAGCUGCGGUGGCCCUGGACUUAUGGCCUACAUUGAUGCAGC